Molecule: messenger RNA, 3486 nt
Organism: Canariomyces notabilis
Lineage: Eukaryota; Fungi; Ascomycota; Sordariomycetes; Sordariales; Chaetomiaceae
Product: DENN-domain-containing protein
Exons: 3
Coding region: 1-3486 (1161 amino acids)
Biological process (GO): regulation of Rab protein signal transduction
Cellular component (GO): cytoplasmic vesicle
Source: RefSeq, a predicted model, not a curated record
AUGGAUAACUCUUCGACGCCGCUCGCCGACUACUUCUGGAUUGCCGGAAUAGAGAAUAUCUCGUAUGACGAUGGCUUAAGCUCCUACGAUAAUGCCGCCUCUCAGCUGGACGACACCAUCGUCGAAGAUCGGGAAGGAGAAGCGGCCGAUGCCUCGGUAGCGUCUCCGCCACGUGCCACGGCCCGCCAUUCUCGCCAAAACUCCGCUAAUCGCUUCUCCGCAAUAUCCAAGAUCUCGGUGUCCAGCGGCGAGAGCCGGGUUCUGGAUGAUGUUGAUGGCAACACCAGAAGCAACCGCAGCAGUGCCACUAUCCGGCCUAUACCUCCGCCCAAUUUCGGCAACGGCGGGACCAAUGGUAUCAACGGUACCAAUGGAACCAAUUCCAUUGUUGGUGGGGAGGGCAUUGGCUUCGACGGUCUUCCUGCAGAUUUCGACUUUGACAAGGCCCUUCUCAAGUUCGCGGCCGAGCGAGAGAAUUUCCUGGACGACUUGACCUUCAGCGCCGGCGCAAAGAUCCAGUCGAGACCCCCAAUGGUCAAUCCGAGGACCGAAAAGUUGAAAGUCGAAGAUGCUGAUCAGAGCGGGUUGAUGAGCCCUCUUAAGAGCAUUCGUGGCAGCAUCCGUCGCAAGAUGAGCUUUAGGGAUAUGAGCAGUGCGAGGAAGCAGCCAAUGCCUCCCAGAGCAGCUUCCGUCCGCACGGCGAAACGUCUGAGCAACUACAACUCGGUGAUCCCACCCCCAGAGCCGUUGAAUACCGACCCUGAUAUGCAUCCGCUCAAGAGGCGGUUCGAGCCCGUAUUACUCGACAGGUAUCCCCAGCGGGACGCCUCGGCCGAAGAGCUGGCCAGGAGGGGCAAAUUUCCAGACUACGUUCCCAUGUUCGCUUUCCCCAACGACAUCCAGAUCGUGUCGUCGGAUGACCGCCCUCGCACCACCUGGCAUGGGUUUACCAUGACCUCGGACGAUAAUUCCAAGAUCUACGGCAUCACCGUGAUUGUUUGGACUGCGCUAAACGCCGAAGUGGCCGACGAGGUUGAGAAGCGUUGCGAAAGGUGGCGGCAGCGACACAUGAGCAACGAGGAAAGGGAGCUCGCUGCGAGUUUGGGCGGCCGCCUUGCGGCGGAGCGAGCUCAUCUGUCUCAGCUGCUGGCGAGACUGCCGACGGUGCCCUCUGGGACGACUGCCCGAGAGUCUCUGGACGAGCAAAUCAGUGCUGUGGAGGAGAAAAUUGCACUCAUGACAGAGAUGUUGCGGCCUCUCAGACAUGGCGCGGCGUCCAAGAUUGAUGGCUUAACGGCCGGUGAGACGGGUCUCUGGACCCCCCGAGCCUUUGGAAUACUUGGUAGAGACGCCUCCAAGAUGGCCUUUUGGAAGGAGUGGCUCAGGGCGGUUGUAGUGCCCAUGACGGACGGAGCUGUGUUGCGGAUUCCUCCAAGCUCCCCCAAAGUAGGGCGAUGGCAACCCUUGGAGCGCUACGUCAUCAACCUAUGCACAGAGGCUUUCAGCCCUUUGAGCUCUUUAACCCAGGUUGAGCUGGGGGUUCGAGAGCUUCGGCUAUAUGCCCGUAAGGAGGCGGCCAACGAGCUCCCGGGCUCGCGGAGCAUCGACAUCUACGCCCUCUUCAGGUGUUUGUCUCUGGAGAACAUUGUGCUCCUGUUUGAGUACGCAAUGUCUGAGGCACGCAUCAUCUUCCUUUCAUCCCACACCGGCAUGUUGCAUCUGGCCUGUCAUGCGUUGGUUAAUCUGCUAUACCCCCUGAAAUGGGCGAGCAUAUUCAUCCCCAUACUGCCCUCUCGGUUGAUAUCGGCUCUCGAGGCACCGUGCCCUUACAUUGUUGGGGUGGAGAGGCGGUAUGAGAAGAUUGAGCUUCCAGAAGACGAUUAUGUCCUCGUAGACCUCGAUAAGGACAGCAUCGACGCCACGGCGCAGCCCGUCAGCUUGCCGAGACAGCACCGGCGAAAGCUUCUUUCCCUUCUACAGGUGGCCGCGCCACACCGUCUCAGCUACGGCGUCGCCGCAGGGCCACCUCCUUAUGCGAUGGAAGCAUUCCCGUAUGAUGCCUUUUCAGCCGAGAAUGAAGCGCUAUUCAACCCGACCCCGAUGCCGAGCUCGCUGGGCAAGUGGGUAACACAAAACUCAACUACAUUUGGCGAACCGAAUGUGCCCGGCUCCGCUCGCACACCCAUCUUCAACGCCUUUGCUCAGGCGAAGGUCGACCACACCAAGGCCGAUCGGCCAACGACUUCAAAGUCGAGCAAGGGAAGCCCCCCUUCCUCCGUGUCUCCUAUCUCGAUGCACUUCCCGCCGAUGCCUACGACUCCCGUGUCACGUAGCGACUCUGGGUUUGCCGCAACUCUUCGAGAGAAGCGGUCAGGACAUUUCGAUGAGAAGUCCAGGCGCAGCUCGUCGUUUGGAAUGGAUAAACAUCACCCUUCCAUGGCGCACCGUCCAAGCUUGCCUUUCCUUAACGGGCACAGCCAGAAUCUGUCGAUAUCAUCGAUAUCGAUUGAAUCCAGCCCCUCGUUCGGAGGGUAUGCGCCCUCGACAUAUGCCCAGUCAACCAUCGCAGCCUCGACUAUCAUGCCAAACAUGGUGGUGCAGCCGGUGCACAACACGGAAAACACCGUCUGGGUGGAGGGUCACUGCUUCAAUUGGAGGACGUCCGAGGUCGACUCGUCUUGCACCAUCUGCGAGGAGCGAUCUGAAGGAGAUGGUCUCUACAAGUGCAGCGGGUGUAACUGCCUAGCUCACAACAGGUGCCUUGGCUUCGUGUCCCUGGUGUGCCCAGAGGCUUUCCACGCGGAGCGUGUUCGAGCAGCGUUUGUCCGCUGCCUGGCCAGCCUCCUAUACACAUAUCGGAAGCACCUCGGCCGGCCGACUAGGGAACAAAAGGCCAACGGUCAAUUGUACUCCUUUGACAUGGAUGGGUUCAUCCGGAGCCUGCCCUACGACCAACAGGAGUACGCCACGAUGAUGAGGGAUACACAAGCCUUUAAUGAAUUCAUCCACGAGCGGGAGCGCCACCCAGCUACAGAUCCGUCAAUCCGACUGUUUGACGAGAUCAUCCUAGCAAAGAAGGCCCGAGGUCGUCCGGCGUUUUCAGCGGGCCUGUCCCGCCUGUCAACGCUGCGGGUCUCGCAUGGCGCGUCUCCAGGCAUGAGUAUGGGCUUCGGCGGCGGCGGCGGCUUCGCACCCGCCUCGGCCUCCUCCCGCCACCCGGCAAAGAUACCCAGCUACCUCAGCGAUACGACGGACCACAUCUGGCGCACCGCUUCGGUACCCGUGCCAUCGUCGGCCAAGUUCCCCGGCGACUACAGAUCCGUCGUCACGCGCGUGCCACUCAAGCUCGAUCCGUCCCUGAUGAAGGAGCCCCGCGCGAUUCAAGGCGUGCCCCGGCCCGAGCAAGGCGGCAAGACGAGGAAGUUGAUUCGGAAGCAGGUCGCUAGUAUGCUCGGACCACCCACGGCGGAUUUCAGUGUCCCUUGA